Rhodamnia argentea is the source of this 2298-nucleotide messenger RNA. Its product is annotated as putative E3 ubiquitin-protein ligase XBAT35. Gene Ontology annotation, molecular function: protein binding. The record is from RefSeq and is a predicted model, not a curated record. The coding region runs from base 448 to 1902 and encodes 484 amino acids. The transcript is spliced from 10 exons. NCBI's taxonomy places the organism in Eukaryota, Viridiplantae, Streptophyta, Magnoliopsida, Myrtales, Myrtaceae.
GCCAGAGAAACUUCUUGGAGUCGUCUCCUCUGCUCUCUCUCUCUCUCUCUCUCUGCGCGACGACGUUACCAGCUUUUAGACUUUUCUUGAAAACCUUCCUCGCUAAGGAAAAUCUGCCCAUCGCUCGAAUCAUUUUCUUUCAUUUUCCCCGUUCUUUGGUCCAAAAGGAAAUUCUUCGUUUUUAUAAAUUUAGACGCGCUUUAGCAUGCUCAACGCCUUUUGGGAGGGGCUGAGCUAAUUCACUGGAAUGAUGAAUUGCUGAUUUUCUUGCUUUUUUUUCUCGGGACCCAUUUGACGGGAAGCAGAGAAUUGGGGGUGUCUUUCUCGUUUCCCUUCGGCUUCAGAAAGAAAGGGCCAAUUUUGGUUCAUAUUUUCUGUUGCUGAAUCGAAAUCUGAAGAAGGGGCAAUUUUUGUCGGUGUUGAUUUUUGGGGUGGGUGCGAGAAGACAUGGGUCAACAGCAAUCCAAGGACGAGUUGGUGUAUCAGCAGGUCAGCUAUGGCAACACCGAAGGAAUCAAAGCCCUCUGCAGAGAAGGCGCUGGCCUCGAGUGGAUCGACAGAGAAGGGAAGACGCCUUUGAUAGUCGCUUGUAUGAAUGCGGAGCUGUAUAAUGUUGCCAAGGCUUUGAUCGAGUUGGGCGCCAACGUCAAUGCAUACCGACCCGGUCGCAAUGGUGGCACUCCUUUGCAUCAUGCAGCUAAGAGAGGCCUCGAGAGUACUGUUAAUUUACUUCUUUCUCAUGGAGCAAAUGCACUGUUGAUAAAUGAUGAUUGUCAAACUCCACUGGAUGUGGCGAGAGCUAAAGGAUACGCUAAUGUUGUCCGUACAUUUGAGGGUCACAUGGGAUUAUUCUCUGGUUGGUUGCGGGAGUUUUAUGGUCUUGGGUUUCUGGAAGUACUUGCUCCUCAGUUGCUUUCAAGAAAAGUGUGGGUAGUCAUUUACCCUUGUGGUUCUCGAAAGCCCACAAAGCCAUUCAAGUUGGAAAUGGCAAUAUAUCCUAGUAUGCAGGAUGCUCAACCUCGAGCAAUUGUUGCAUUGUGGAAUGCCAACUUAGAGGAACCUAAAUUCCACCAUUUUGAUCAUUCAGUGACAAUUGUCGACAAUUCUUCAAUCCCAAGGGGCAGGAGGCGGAGACACAGGAGGUAUAGGCCACGAACAGAUAGGCAGACCCGUUAUAGAUUCGCACCUGCCAAUGAAAGUGACAGACAGCAACUCCAGUGGUUUUGUGAUGCAUGCAAAGGGAUUCCACAGGCCACGCAGCCAGCAUUUUUGCGACCUGCGCAGCCACCGGUUCAGGCAACUGCACCACCUGCCGCAGAGGAUCUGGAAUUAGCAAUGGCAAUCAACGCCUCCAUCCAGUCGGCUAUGCAGGAUGUGCCACCACAUUUUCCUGCUCAGCAAGGUGUUGGGACAAGUGCAUCCACCAGUUGGAGUAAUUCUGCAGAAGUUACGAGUCACGGUGAUUCAAGUGCAGCAGCCGCGACAGCUCCAUCCAAGGAUGGCUGCAGUCCAAGCAAUGAAAUAGCUCCUAUAGCUGUGCCACCUCAAAAUAUUGAAGGUGUCAGUGAGAACUCCGUCUCUGCUCCAUCAGCCCCUCCAGCAAAUGUUGAGGUUGUAGAGGACGGCCCGAUUCAAUAUCCAUCCAUCGACAUCAGUCCGAUUGAUAUGUCCGCUCCAUUAAUCAGCGACUUACCACCUGUUGGCUCUAGCGGGAGCAAAGAAGACGGAAGUGAAGAGACGUGCUGUGUCGUUUGUUUGGAUGCUCCCGUUCAGGGAGCUUGCGUGCCGUGUGGGCACAUGGCGGGCUGUAUGUCUUGCUUGGAAAAGAUCAAAGCCAAGAAAACCGGGUGCCCAGUUUGUCGUACCAAGAUUGACCAAGUCAUAAGGCUGUAUGCUGUUUGACUAUGAAGCUUCGCCUAUCUCGAACAGGUACGGUGAUUGUUAUUACAAUGAGGUGUUAAGUUGGUACUGUGCAUGCAAGUUUUCUUGAAGGUUCACAGGUUGAGAUUGCUUAUAGCUUGGGGAGUAAAGAGAGUAUUACGUGUUUGUGCAGAUUGAAGGAAAGGUGGUUCCAGAAACAUGAAGGAGCGUGACUGCAGUACAGAUAGAUGAUACCGAGUUCUCUGCAUCUAUGUGUUUGUCCGAUCCGUAGAUCGGCUUGUGGUUUUGUAAUAUAUGGUCAGCAGCAUCUUUAUCUCCAGUAUGUGGCAUGAAUUGAGAGCACAAUUGGAUUGCUUUAUGUUGUGUGGAACUGUAAAGCAAAGAAUGAUACCAUGUCUUUUGUCGAUAGCAUUUCCC